UACCAAACGCAACCACCACCUGCCUUUUCCCCACCAUUUCUCCCUCUCCCCGCCCGCCCGACCGCGACCAGCCACCGUCUCGUCCCGCCCAGCCCCGCGGUUGCUUCAGAUCUCCUCCUCCCCCGAGCAGCCACCGGCCAGCGCCAGCUCCUCCCGGCAGGAUAGUCUAGCCCGCGCCACUGCACGCGUAUAUAAAUCCUAUCCCCAUCGUCGCUCUCCCCACCCGCACCCGCCCAUCUCUGCUGCCCGUUUUUCUUCGCGCGCCAUGAUCUGAUCCCAGACGGCGGCUCGGCGAGGCUGCUCCGGAUCUGGCGUGAUCCGUCCUCGGCCGUGUUGGGGGGAAUUCGGGAUCUUGUGUGAGCGGAAUGGAGGUCUUCGGCCCCGUCACGCCCGGGCAGGUGUCAUUUUUGCUUGGUCUAUUCCCUGUCCUCAUUGCAUGGAUCUAUUCUGAAAUCCUGGAAUACAGAAAAUCUUUAUCUCAUGGGAAAGUUCAUUCGGAUGCUAAUUUGGAUAAUGAAACCAUCAAGGAAGAUGACAAGGUGGUGUUACUUGAAGGGGGCCAGUCAAAAUCACCACCUACAAAGUUCCGGAACAUGUCUACCAAAGCGAACUUAAUACGGUUUUUAACAAUGGACGAGUCUUUUCUGCUUGAAAACCGUGCUGUAUUGAGAGCCAUGGCUGAGGUUGGCAUUGUUCUGGUUUAUUUUUACAUUUGUGAUCGGACAAACAUAUUUCCAGAAAGCAAGAAGAGCUACAACCGCGAUCUGUUUCUGUUUUUGUACAUUCUUCUCAUCAUAGCAUCAGGACUUACUUCACUUAAGAAGCACCAUGAAAAAUCAGCAUUUUCAGGAAAGUCCAUACUCUAUCUUAAUCGCCACCAAACUGAGGAAUGGAAAGGGUGGAUGCAGGUCUUAUUUCUGAUGUAUCACUAUUUUGCUGCCUCAGAAAUAUAUAAUGCAAUCCGUGUGUUCAUUGCUUGCUAUGUCUGGAUGACUGGAUUUGGCAAUUUCUCAUAUUACUAUAUCAAGAAAGACUUUAGCAUUGCAAGAUUUUCUCAGAUGAUGUGGAGACUAAAUUUCUUUGUGGCGUUCUGUUGCAUUGUCCUUGACAAUGAUCUCAUGCUAUAUUAUAUCUGCCCCAUGCACACCCUAUUUACUCUUAUGGUAUACGGAUCGCUUGGUCUGUUUAACAAAUACAAUGAGAUACCAUCAAUCAUGGCUAUUAAGAUUGCCUGCUGCUUCUUGUCUGUAAUUUUGAUAUGGGAAAUCCCUGGGGUAUUUGAACUAUUGUGGUUCCCCUUUACAUUUCUGCUAGGCUAUAAAGAUCCAGAGCCUUCUAAGGCAAACUUACCCCUGUUACAUGAGUGGCAUUUCCGAUCUGGCCUUGAUCGAUACAUAUGGAUUAUUGGAAUGAUUUAUGCUUACUUCCACCCUAAUGUUGAAAGAUGGAUGGAGAAGCUGGAAGAAUCUGAGACUAAGGUUAGAUUAUCAAUCAAGGGAACCAUUGUGACUAUUUCGUUGAUGGCGGCCUAUCUGUGGUAUGAAUAUAUCUACAAGCUAGACAAAAUUACAUACAACAAGUACCAUCCCUACACGUCAUGGAUCCCUAUAACUGCUUAUAUCUGCCUACGCAAUUGCACCCAGCAGUUGAGGAGUGCCUCCUUGGCUCUUCUCGCUUGGCUUGGCAAGAUUACACUAGAGACUUACAUUUCUCAGAUCCACAUUUGGCUCAGGUCUAGUAUGCCAAAUGGACAGCCAAAAUGGCUUCUUUCUUUCAUACCAGAUUAUCCAAUGCUUAACUUCAUGCUUACUACAGCGAUCUAUCUUCUUCUGUCAUACCGGGUGUUUGAGCUUACAAACGUACUGAAGGGGGCUUUCAUCCCCAGUAGGGAUAACAAUCGUCUAUAUCAAAAUUUUCUUGCUGGGAUCGCCAUAUCAGUGUGUCUCUAUUGCUGCUCACUCAUUCUUCUGAAAAUUCCUAUGGUAUAGGGGUGAUAAAAUUCAAAGUAAAUGAUACUCGGUAGAAGGUUGCUUCUGCCAUUUGUUUGCUUGAUAGGAUAUCCAGCGCUGGCCUCAAUUCGUUUCCCUGCAGUCAGAUAGUUGGACUGCCUGAAGAAGAUGCAAAUUUGCGCAUAUUGGAUAUUGAGCUGCCAGAAGGUGCAGACAUAGAAGGCCAAUUUUGCUCUUUUCUUUCAAUUUCUUUUCCUUGAAGACACUGUGCACAAUUAGGCAAGCCGUAGCCGUGCAUUCAUUUGGAAGUUAUUGCAGCUGGCUGAAGUCGAUACAACCGUGUAAGCAUUCUCCCCAAACACUGUACCGUGUUGUACCAUUGUAGAUUCAUACAAGAAAGAAGGGCUUUCCUCCUGUAAGAGAAGAUAUAUAUAAAGGCAAGCCCGCGCAUUUUUCAACUGUAUAA
Messenger RNA from Phragmites australis (common reed), 2415 nucleotides. RefSeq names its product protein REDUCED WALL ACETYLATION 3-like. The transcript has 16 exons. Gene Ontology annotation, biological process: xylan biosynthetic process; xyloglucan metabolic process; plant-type secondary cell wall biogenesis. Gene Ontology annotation, molecular function: acetyltransferase activity. Lineage: Eukaryota; Viridiplantae; Streptophyta; Magnoliopsida; Poales; Poaceae. The record is from RefSeq and is a predicted model, not a curated record. Bases 366 to 1988 code for a protein of 540 amino acids. Gene Ontology annotation, cellular component: Golgi apparatus.